Messenger RNA from Solanum dulcamara, 2888 nucleotides. Its product is annotated as probable glycosyltransferase STELLO1. NCBI's taxonomy places the organism in Eukaryota, Viridiplantae, Streptophyta, Magnoliopsida, Solanales, Solanaceae. Bases 317 to 2599 code for a protein of 760 amino acids. The transcript is spliced from 3 exons. The record is from RefSeq and is a predicted model, not a curated record.
AAUAAGGCUGGCUAUGCGUCACGCGCCGCCUAAAUUCCGAAAAGGAAAUGUUAACAAACAAACAAACAAAACUGUCGGUGUGUCUUUCCCUCAUGUUGAGUGAAUCUGCGAUUCAAGAUCAAUAGCCCCUUUACACUGCAAGGGUGAGACUCACAGUCUUUCAAGUUGAAAGUAGUAGUAAAUCUUGUGUUUUUCUUCUUCUUUUCUUGAUUUGAUUUGAUUUGAAGAAGAAGAAGAAGAGGGUGUGGUAUCAAUGAGCUUUGAAUCUAAUACCCAUUUCAGAAAGUAGUGUAUAUUUCUGUAUUUCGUUGAUUCAAUGAUGGUCCAAGAUCAUUCAUCUCCUAAACCCUCAAAACCCCUUUUUCUAAAACACAAAGUUUCACACUAUUCUGAGACUAAAAAUCUUGAUUUUUCCACAUGGGUAUCUGAAAACUUUGUUAAACUACUUGUUGUUUCCCUAUUAACAAUUAGUGUGGCAGCCCUUUUCUACUUUCGUACCUCCACUGUACCCACCACACUCCUAUGCUUCCCAAAUUCCCACCAGAGUCAGCCUCAGAAACCAAAGUUACCAAAACUUGAUCUUGAUUCAGUAAAGCCAAUUUUAGAUCAGUCCUCACCCUUUUCGUCGUUUCAUUCAGAGCAAUGGAUUAUUGUGUCUGUAUCAGAUUACCCAUCCGGUCCACUCCAAGGUCUUGUUAGGUUAAAGGGUUGGCAAGUUCUUGCAAUAGGCAAUUCAAGAACCCCGAAAGAUUGGAACUUGAAAGGUGCUAUAUAUCUUUCUCUGGAACAACAAGCGAGUUUGGGGUUUAGGGUGGCGGAUUUCCUUCCUUAUGAUUCUUAUGUGAGGAAGAGUGUUGGGUAUCUUUUUGCAAUCCAACAUGGUGCAAAGAGAAUUUUUGAUGCUGAUGAUCGUGGGGAAGUGAUUGGUGGGGAUCUUGGGAAACAUUUUGAUUUGGAGUUGGAUGGUGCCACUACUAAGAAGCAGAGGAUUUUGCAGUAUAGUCUUGAGAUUGAAAAUAAGACUGUUGUCAAUCCUUAUAUACAUUUUGGCCAAAGGUCAGUUUGGCCUAGAGGGUUGCCACUGGAAAGUGUUGGUUUUGUAAAUCACGAAGAGUUCUAUACUGAAGUGUCUGGAGGACGACAGUACAUACAACAGGGAAUAUCAAAUGGGCUACCUGAUGUUGAUUCAGUUUUUUAUUCCACAAGGAAGGUUGGAUCAGAAGCACUUGAUAUUAUAUUUGAUGAACAUGCCCCGAAAGUGGCAUUGCCUCAAAGUCUAAUGGUGCCGAUCAAUUCAUUCAACACGUUGUUUCAUUAUAAUGCAUUUUGGUCAUUGAUGCUUCCAGUGUCAGUCAGUACCAUGGCUUCUGAUGUCUUAAGAGGUUAUUGGGCACAACGGUUGUUAUGGGAGAUUGGUGGUUUUGUUGUAGUGUAUCCUCCUUCGAUACACAGAGAUGACAAAGUUGAAGCAUACCCAUUUUCAGAGGAAAAAGAUUUGCAUGUAAACGUGGGUCGCUUGAUCAAAUUUUUAGUUUCUUGGAGAUCUGAAAAAGAAAGGCUGUAUGAGAAAAUCUUAGAAUUGAGCCAUUCAAUGGCACUAGAGGGGUUUUGGAGCGAGAAUGAUGUCAAAUUUACAGCUGCAUGGUUGCAAGACUUGGCUGCUGUAGGGUAUCAGCAGCCAAGACUGAUGGCAGUACAUUUGGAUCUGCAAAAGGCAACUGUUCAACGUGGAGAUAAAAAGGAAUUCAUCCCCCGAAAACUACCUUCUGUACAUCUUGGGGUUGAGGAAUCAGGUACAGUGAAUUAUGAAAUCGGGAACUUGAUAAGGUGGAGGAAGAAUUUUGGCAAUGUUGUGUUAAUUAUGUUUGUCACUGGGCCCGUGCAACAAACUGCAUUAGAAUGGAGAUUGUUAUAUGGCAGGAUCUUCAAAACUGUGGUUAUUCUGUCAACACAAGCUGAUGCAGAUCUUGCUGUUGAGCAAGGACAAUUGGAUCAAGUAUACAAGUAUCUCCCAAGGAUAUUUGAAAGAUUGAAUAGCACAGAGGGAUUUCUCUUCCUACAGGACAAUACAAUUUUGAACUACUGGAACCUUUUGCAAGCCGACAAAUCUAAGUUGUGGAUCGCCAAUAAGGUGCCUACAUCUCGAAACAUGAUCAAUGGGAAGGACUCUUCAUGGUUUGUAAAGCAAGCAGAAUUGGUGAAGAAAGUGGUAAGCACAAUGCCCGUUCACCUCCAAGUCAACUACAAGGAGAGUGGUCCAACUGACCAGAGCAUCGCCUUGUGUGGCUCUGAGGUGUUCUACGUUCCUCGACGUUUUGUUCAGGACUUUGUUGAUCUAGUAGACUUAGUUGGUGAUCUUGAUAUACACCAGAAAAUUGCUGUACCUAUGUUCUUCAUGGCCAUGGAUUUACCUCAGAAUUUUGAUACCUUGCUGAAUAAAAUGGUUUAUAAGACAGGAGCAUCGUCUACCAAUUCGUUGAAACUGUAUUCUGCUCAAGUACCAGCUGUGUACCCAUUGGCUGUUUCCACUGAAUCUGAAUUUAUAAAGUUGAUAAGGCUCAUGGCAGCAGGUGAUCCUUUGCUGAUGGAAUUGGUUUAGGAUCUCAUGUUAUUGUGAAAAUAUUAGAAGUUGUAGAAGAUAACAUCAUGUACAAUAGAGUUACUCUUCCAACUGCUCAUUCCCAACUUGGAGGAAAAAGAAAAAUGUAGAGCAUAUAGCGAAAUCUUGUAGCUCUUUUUUUCCUUUUUCAGAGAUGGCUUUUGAGCAAUAUCUAUCAGUCUUUCAAGUGUGUAUUCUUAUAAAUAACUGCUUAUUCCUCUGUUUGUCAUCCACCUGAUACACAUUGACAAUUGAUGUACAACCUUAGUUGAUUGAUUUUUGCCUGUAA